CACAAAUCAGCAAAAGAUAAACUUUGCACCAGCGUAAAGUGGAGAAGUCAUCCGGAUUUUGAGUAUCAUUUUGCCUGGUAGCAUAAAGGCAGCAAAUUGGAACAUGAAGACUACGAUUCUGCUGUUUUGUCUUCUAGGAUCGACUUGGUCGUUGCCCAAGCAGCUUAGCCCUGCUUUGGGACUUCCUCCAACAAAACCGACUCCAGAUCAGGUGACACUACUAACCCAACAGCAACAAAAUCAGGUUUUCCCUUCCAUAAAUCUAAUACCAUUAACACAGAUGCUCGCUCUGGGAUCAGACCUGCAACUGUUCCACCCUGCUGCUGUAGCCCACGGUGCACAGACUCUGCCUUUCACACUGGGGCCGCUGAAUGGACAGCCUCAGCCGCAACCCCAGAUGUUACCCAUUAUUGUGGCACAGCUUGGAACUCAGGGCACUCUCCUGAGCUCAGAGGAACUGCCACUGGCCUCACAAAUCUUCACAGGCCUCCUUCUCCACCCCUUGUUCCCGGGAGGCAUUCCCCCCUCCAUUCAGGCCGGGGCCAAAGCAGACGCGCAGAAAGGAGCCCUUCCUGCAGGACAGGCAGGAGCAAGCCCUGCCAACCAGGGAACCACCCCGGGCCACGUCACCACUCCCGGGGUCACAGAUGACGAUGACUAUGAAAUGAGCACCCCUGCAGGCAUGCGAAGGGCCACACAAACCACGGAGGGAACCACUAUUGACCCACCAAAUCGAACUCGGUGAGCUGUUUCAGAUCCCCCCAGCUACACCACAUCACAUUUGGAGGUCACAUGUGAAUCGCCUUCAACAUGACAGAAAUGACUGAGACACAGUGAAAGGUCUUGGGAGGUGUAAACUCUUAGUUUACCUAAAACUUUUCUUGAAAUUUCAGGAGAUACAUACUGAAUGAAAACAAUUCCGACUUCAAAAGAAUUUUUCGUUAAAUAGAUCGAUUUGUCUUUGAAAUA
This is a messenger RNA of Meriones unguiculatus (Mongolian gerbil), 969 nucleotides long. It is a transcript of the gene Amtn, whose product is annotated as amelotin. The record is from RefSeq and is a predicted model, not a curated record. The coding region runs from base 104 to 745 and encodes 213 amino acids. The transcript has 9 exons. Gene Ontology annotation, biological process: positive regulation of enamel mineralization; odontogenesis of dentin-containing tooth. Gene Ontology annotation, cellular component: basement membrane; cell-cell junction. Lineage: Eukaryota; Metazoa; Chordata; Mammalia; Rodentia; Muridae.